Messenger RNA from Salvia miltiorrhiza (redroot sage), 1579 nucleotides. RefSeq names its product protein RETICULATA-RELATED 1, chloroplastic-like. Gene Ontology annotation, biological process: plant organ development. Bases 212 to 1408 code for a protein of 398 amino acids. The record is from RefSeq and is a predicted model, not a curated record. The transcript is spliced from 7 exons. Lineage: Eukaryota; Viridiplantae; Streptophyta; Magnoliopsida; Lamiales; Lamiaceae. Gene Ontology annotation, cellular component: chloroplast inner membrane.
CACGUAUUUUUUUUAAUUUGCUUAUUAUUUUUUUGGGAGGGAGUAAGUGAUAAAGAAUUGAGUUUUAAUAGGUUGGUGCGAGGACGUGAGUUGGCAUCGCACAGGAUUACAGCCCUCACACUCUGAGUCCAACCUAAAGCAGCACAGUCGGCGACGCCGCUGGCGGAAUUCUGCCGCAGCAGCUUCGUCUACCGAUUUCUCGAUUCAAACGAUGUCGCUCUGUCCUCCGACCGGAGGAUUUACCACUCCGAAGCUCCAUAGCUCACCGCACCAACCUACUUGCACAAACGUCGCUCUCAAAUUUAACGUUUUUGCCAACUUUUCUCCCUCCAAUCAGCCGUCGUUAAGGAUCGACACGGAGAAUCCAUUCCAGAUACAGUGCGCCGCGCCGGACGCCGCGACGGAGAAGGUUAGUCUGCCGGAGGAUUUUGAGGAACCGAAACUAGACGACGGUGGCGAUGGAGACGGUGGGAAUGGGCGGUUUCCUCUAGGAGGCGGCGGCUCCGGUGGGGAGGGAGACGACGGCGGCGGUGAAGAUGAGUUCGGGCCGAUCGUGAAGUACGAUGAGGUUUUGUUUGAGGCAGAGAGCCGCGGCGCGGUGCUGCCUGCUGAUAUGAUCGAGGCGGCGAAAUCGACGGGGCUUCGUAGGUUGUUUCUCACUAGAUACUUGGAUCUUCAGAGUUCAGCCUGGCCGUUAGGGUUUUUGAUGAGAUAUUGCUCGAUGCUUCGGAACCGAAUGCUGGCUGAUCCCUCAUUUUUGUUUAAAGUUGGAACAGAGGUGGUAAUUGAUUCUUGUUGUGCAACAUUUGCUGAAGUUAAUAAAAGAGGGAAAGACUUCUGGGCAGAAUUUGAAUUGUAUGCGGCUGAUUUGUUAGUAGGUAUCGUUGUUGACAUUGCUUUGGUUGGUAUGUUGGCCCCCUAUGCUCGUAUAGGCAACAGACCCAUAAGCAGUGGCUUUCGUGGGCGUAUGCAGCAGUCUUUUGCAGCUCUCCCCAGCAGUGUUUUUGAAGCUGAGAGACCAGGAAUUAGAUUUUCAUUGCAGCAAAGAAUUGCCACAUACUUUUACAAGGGCGUAUUAUAUGGCUCAGUUGGUUUUGGAUGUGGUCUAAUCGGCCAAGGCAUAGCAAAUAUGAUCAUGACUGCUAAAAGGAACAUCAAGAAGUCAGAAGAGGAUAUACCCGUACCCCCCUUAAUAAAAAGCGCUGCUCUCUGGGGUGUUUUUCUCGCGGUUUCUUCAAACACCCGUUAUCAAAUAAUAAAUGGAUUGGAAUAUUUUGUCGAAGCCUCGCCAUUGGCCAAGCAAAUCCCACCUGUUGCCAUGGCUUUCACAGUAGGGGUACGGUUCGCCAAUAACAUUUAUGGAGGAAUGCAGUUCAUAGACUGGGCUAAAUGGAGCGGGGUUCAGUAGUUAAAGCUCGUGACAUCUUUCUCCCCUGUUCCAAGAUACAGCUGUUUUUUGCUUCUGCACACAAUUAGGUUAAGCAAGUAUUUUAGAGCAUGAUGUUUUAUAUAAUAUCGACUUCUUUUUUAGGUGUUUGGAAUUUAGAAUCAGUAUUUAAUCCAAUUAUUGCGCAUAUAA